GGGGACCGGAAGGGCCCGCGACAUUGCUUCCGGGCCUCCCUUUUGCUUUUCCCCCUUGUCUCCCUCACGCUGUUUCCCCACGCCCGCUGCCUCUCCCGUCGUGUGUUGUGUUUGUCGGCGAGGCCGAGCCCUGGAGGCGAAAUCUGGGGUCCGCGUGGAGAGACACAGCCCUUGUGGUUGGGAGCCCGGGUUGCGGAGAGGACGGACGGAGGGCCAAAGCAUGUCCUCCCUCCCUGGGUGCAUCAGUUUGGAUGCAGCACCAGCUGCAGCUGACUCUGAAGACAUUGCCGAGCUGCAGCAGGCCGUGGUUGAAGAGCUGGGCAUCUCCAUGGAGGAACUUUGUCAGUUCAUUGAUGAAGAACUGGAAAAGAUGGACUGUAUACAGCAGCGGAAGAAGCAGCUAGCGGAGUUGGAGACGUGGGUGGUUCAGAAAGAGUCUGAGGUGGCUUAUGUUGACCAGCUACUUGAUGAUGCAUCCAGCUGGUACAUGGUCAGCAGUGGGAGGCUCCGUGAAGCUAUGGCUGCCUUAAUCAGCUCAGAUGUCCAGAAGUUCAUGGAUGCUGUCAACAAGAAGAGCAGUUCCCAGGAUCUACAUAAAGGAACCUUGGGUCAGAUGUCUGGAGAACUGAGCAAAGAUGGGGACCUGAUAGUCAGCAUGCGGAUUCUGGGCAAGAAGAGGACUAAGACAUGGCACAAGGGCACCCUUAUUGCCAUCCAGACUGUUGGUCUAGGAAAGAAGUACAAAGUGAAAUUUGACAACAAAGGAAAGAGUCUGCUGUCUGGCAACCAUAUUGCCUAUGAUUACCACCCUCCUGCUGACAAGCUGUUUGUGGGCAGUCGAGUGGUGGCCAAAUACAAAGAUGGAAAUCAGGUCUGGCUGUACGCUGGCAUUGUAGCUGAGACCCCCAACGUCAAGAACAAGCUCAGGGUAUGUCUACAUAGUCCUGGCUGUCCUGGAACUCACUAUGUUGACCAGGCUGGCUUUGAACUCACAGAGAUCCACCUACCUGUCUUGAGUGCUGGGGUUAAAAGCAUUCACCACUAUGCUCUGCUUCGAUUGUAGGUUUUUGAAUGUAAAGUUGUAGAAUUUGUCUCAUGGUGUUGUGAGUAUACAGUGUCUGUACUUAAUUGCCCAGUUCUUAUAAAUCUGUGCAGCUGUCACCUUACCAUUUGUAAAAACUUGUCACUUUAUCCUUAUUGACGUAGUAGGACAAGUUUCAUUUUGUAGUCCAGGCUGGACUCUGUCUUCUGAGUGCUGUUAUACAUGUCUUAAUAAAAAUAUCUUCAUUCAUUGCCUCCA
Messenger RNA from Peromyscus californicus insignis, 1300 nucleotides. RefSeq names its product histone-lysine N-methyltransferase SETDB1-like. The record is from RefSeq and is a predicted model, not a curated record. Gene Ontology annotation, biological process: heterochromatin organization; negative regulation of gene expression. Gene Ontology annotation, molecular function: histone H3K9 methyltransferase activity. Gene Ontology annotation, cellular component: nucleus. NCBI's taxonomy places the organism in Eukaryota, Metazoa, Chordata, Mammalia, Rodentia, Cricetidae.